AUGCGGCUCUCAAUUGUGUCGCGUUGGCAACAGGACCAUGUUCCGAAAGGGAGCUCAAAGCAUUUUCCUCUUUCCACGCUUGCUGACAGGACCGAGUUGGCCAUCUCUUCAACCCAAUUUUGCACACCCACUGGCGAGUCCACUGGUCUGGAGACGGACAGAUUCGGCCUGGACUGCAGGUCGGUGAAAAAACCCUUUUCGCACUACUCGUGA
Molecule: messenger RNA, 213 nt
Organism: Protopolystoma xenopodis
Lineage: Eukaryota; Metazoa; Platyhelminthes; Monogenea; Polystomatidea; Polystomatidae
Source: the annotation of a GenBank genome assembly